Colletotrichum navitas is the source of this 1167-nucleotide messenger RNA. RefSeq lists its product as uncharacterized. Bases 153 to 881 code for a protein of 242 amino acids. NCBI's taxonomy places the organism in Eukaryota, Fungi, Ascomycota, Sordariomycetes, Glomerellales, Glomerellaceae. The transcript has a single exon. The record is from RefSeq and is a predicted model, not a curated record.
ACUCAAACAAUGCCCUUGGGGCUUUUUGGUUGUCUCGAAGCUGACAAGCGCUUCUUUUACUCCCAUCACUCGUCCAUCAGCCGUAUCGUAGUUGGUCGACCAACGGACCCCUUCUCCUCCCGUUGCUUCAUGGAGUGCUGCGGGUAGACGCCAUGGGGCGGCACGAUGACGGGACCGAUGGGUGCCGACGCGGGUACGGGAAACAUGGGUUUCGUACGCUGUGCCUCUCACCGACAACGACAACCCAUCUUUCUUCAGCCCCGAUACCCCUUCACUGCAACUUUGGGGCCCCAUAUCGUCCCCUCCCUGGGUCCUUACGUCGCCCCCUCCCCCAGUUCCCUUACCUUUCCCACAUCAGUCAUGCAUGUCCUCUCUCCAUCUGGCACAGCAGAUUCGGCCGCAUGUCUUCAUUCAGAAAGGAGACCCACCUUGUUGGUACUUCGAUGCCCUUUGUGUGCACAUCCAUGUACCUCCGUGCAUGCUGCAGCCACGUCCAACAGCAUCCGAAUCGCCCAAUCAGUGGCCAUCUGUGUAUGAAUCAGGGAGCGAUUUCCGUUGUGGUGGAUGUACCCCCCGGAGGUGACUCUCCUCUGCAAUCGCAACUUGCCGAGGGCAAUGGGCGGAUGGCGUGCAGGUAUACGGUAUCUGACUUGUGGUACACGUCGCCGUGGGUUAGCCCUAUAGGGAAGCUGGGAGUCGCCGAAAGCCCCCGGACGAAAAAGAAAAGAGAGCAGCUGUGGUAUCUAUCUCGUGCAAGCGAGCGCGCCGGGGGGGGGAGAAGGAGGGGUAAAGCCCACCGGCAUAUGAGGGCAUCGAGGGUUUCGUCAUCCUUGAUGGAUGGGCGGCGGAUCUGCAGAGUGCUCAUCAUCUCCAUGAUCUAGGUUUCAUAUGACUUGACCCGGGGUUCUUGAAUGAAAUCUAGCGUCUUCGUAGUCCUGCAUCUUCAAAGACGUGGAGAUGAGAGACGAAUCUGAGGUGGCGCCGUGCAAGAUUCACGGAGUCCGCCAUGCCUGGCUAUUGUGAGAGAUCUCGGGCAAGGGUCGACGGCGGACGAGCCUAUUUGCUCAGCCUACCAUAUCCCGAUAAAUAGAGGGAGAGUCAGAUGAGGUCUUCCAGCAAAUCAUCACAGAAAGUUCCGUCCUCCCGCCGCGCGGGAGACGUCAUAAC